UAGAUAGGGACUUACCCUACUGUUGCUGGCUAUAAAAAAAAUUACCAAAAGCUGUUUCAGGGUUUUAGUAAAGAUCAAGAAGGUUGAAGACUGUAAAUUCAGUGUGCCUGUGUGUGUGCUCUACAACUCUGCUAAGCUCUGUAUAUAUGAUGGCACAGAGAGCCCCCCCUGGUAAGAUGGACCUGGGUGGUGGAGGGGGAGGAAGUAAAAGAAAGAAGCAACCUCCUCGUCUCCCCGUUGGCAAGACUCCUGUCACUCCUGUCACCCCUCUCGUUACGACCCCACUCACCACACCCACACCCACACCCACUUCUCAGUCACACAAAGUCAUCCCCGACAUUCCAGCCACUAUCAAACUAGAAGAACUCACAAUUCAAGAAGAGAAAUACUCCUUCAAGGCUGAAGAUUUGGAGGACCAGGGUCACCUUGGAGAUGGGGCCUUUGGUACUGUCACCAAGAUGCUCUACCCUCCCACCCAAACUACCAUGGCUGUCAAGAAAAUCCCGAUGAGAGACCUCCAUGCCACUGAGAAGAGUGGUAUUGUAGAGCUGGCCAUGAUCAUGAAGCACGGGGCGUGUCCUUUCAUCGUUGAGUUCUAUGGCUGCCUCAUCAGAGAUGGAGAUGUGUGGAUCUGUAUGGAGCUACUGGAUGCCAGUAUGGACAAGAUCUCAAAGAGAGUGGACGUCCUCAAACAGAGCAUUCCAGAGGAGAUUAUUGGCAAGAUGACCGUGGCUGUCAUCAAAGCACUCCACUACCUCAAGGAAGAGCUGCUCAUUAUACACAGAGAUGUGAAGCCGUCCAACAUCCUGGUGAGCAGGAAGUGUGAGUUCAAGCUGUGUGACUUUGGUAUCUCUGGGCGACUUGUCGACUCUCUUGCCAAGACUAUGGAAGUGGGCUGUCGUCCCUACAUGGCUCCCGAGAGGAUUGACCCUAAGAAAGCCGAGCACGGGUACACCAUCCAGUCCGACGUGUGGAGCUUUGGGAUCACACUGUUGGAAUUGGCACUGGGCAAGUUCCCCUACAGUAAGUGGGCCACAAUCUUUGAGCAGCUGAAUGCUGUGGUGAACGGACCUCCUCCAAAACUGCCCAGUGAUGGACAAUACUCUGCUGAUCUCCUCGAGUUUUCUGCUGCCUGUUUAAGGAAAGACCACCUCCAGAGGCCCGACUAUAAGCAACUUCAGGAGUUGGAGUUCUUCAAAAAGUACUCCACUGCAAAUGUGGACACACUGACGUGGUACAACUCCAUUAGAGAAUCUUAAUUGAACGAUUAUUAUUUUUCUGGACAGAAAUUUCCAAAAUUUAAUUAGCUCUAACUUGCAUCUGUAUAAUUUAUGCUCACUUGUCUAAGCUGCUCUAUAAGAAGUCCACUUGUGUAUAAUUAUUGUUUCUGUCUUAGGAAAAGUAGCCUUUAAUAUAUAAUAAUUAUUUGCACAUAAAUAUUAUCCCUAAUUCCUGUACGUGUGCCAAAUAAUAUUAACUAUUCACUUGUCA
Halichondria panicea is the source of this 1491-nucleotide messenger RNA. RefSeq names its product dual specificity mitogen-activated protein kinase kinase 6-like. The record is from RefSeq and is a predicted model, not a curated record. The coding region runs from base 147 to 1259 and encodes 370 amino acids. Gene Ontology annotation, biological process: MAPK cascade; protein phosphorylation. Gene Ontology annotation, molecular function: MAP kinase kinase activity; ATP binding. The transcript has 11 exons. Lineage: Eukaryota; Metazoa; Porifera; Demospongiae; Suberitida; Halichondriidae.